CUGAAGUAAGCGAAGAAGAAGUCAGUUGUUGCAGUUUCGAAAAAUAAUAAUUUUUGAACGGGCUCACAGUGAGUCGGCUCAUCCGGCUCUGGAUACACUCAGUUCAUUGCGCUGGCCUUCGGCUGCGUAGCGUGCCUCCGCUAUAGGAGGCGCACAGCAUAGCACCGCAAUGUGAUUCAGUGUCGCCGCCCGCGUACAUCCUGGGGCGAGCGCGCCGAGCUGGACUUCUGUUGUGUUUUUCUGCACACGGUCAUUGCAAUGGAUGCGUCGCCCGGCGAAGCGGGCGGAGCGGCUGCGGCCACUGCCAUUCUCAAGGUUCAAGAAGAACUCGGUGUGCUGCGUGGCAAGUUAUCUCAACUCGUCGACAGUAGUGCACGUGGUGUGACCGUAGCCCCUAUUAGUCUAAAACAACUGGAAGAUGUGAUGCAACAAGUAGAGGAGAACAUUGAUAGAGAAGCAGAGAGACUAGUGCACUCUGAACAUGGCCAGGUGACCACACUACCACCAAUAGGAACUCUGAGAAGCUUGACGGCCGCUGAACGUACGCACACCAGUCGCGACGACCAUGACCUUGCACCCAGACCCAGGCUAAGGAGAUCGGAUGUGGCCGCAUCGAAGAGUUCAGGCAGUCUGGACAUUUCACCCGGGCAAUCACUGAAGAAGGAAAGAGCGAGGCGCGCCCUACGGAAACCGACCAGUAACUACAACCGUACGGCCGUGAAGGAAACGUUUGGCGACCUCUUCCCUCAGACAACGGCUGUCAAGCAUGAGAAACCGCGGAAGCUGACCAAAUUUCAUACAGGACCACUGCCGUCCAUAGCAAAGCAAAAUCGCAAGGACGCACAGAUUCCCCCGCCACCGAUCACCAAGGAAGAUGCCAGGCGCGGAGUUCUCAGUCUGCUCGAGCGAGGACUUAUUCCGCCUGCAACUCAGAUUGACAUGGACCCACCACUGUUCCAGCACAAGCAGCUGCAGCUAGCAGCGGCAGAGGAGCGCACGCAGAAAGGCAACGUGAUGGACGAACAGCAAGCCAGCGCUGGUGGAACGUUUGUAACCGGCGUAAAGAUGAAGCGCAAUGUGACAUUCCCCACGGAGCCGAUCUUCGACUCUGUGGAUGAUGGCCAUUAUCCGCUAGCUGGGGACACUGCGGAACAUCUGGUGGAGCAACGGGUGGAAGAUAUGCAGCUGGUUCCGGUUGAAGAUAAGACCGUUGCAAUACCGACACUAAAAUCCGAGUCGACAUCGCACACACGUCCUGUUCGUCAGUCUCAUGCCGCGGCAGCGGGUCAAGGCAGAGAACGUCUACCCAUGGCGACACAGCAGAUCAGUCUGCAGCCGGUGGAUCAACUGGACGACGCACGGGACGACCAAAUAGCAGCGCUGGCUGGAAAUCUUCAGGAUGCUCUGCGCCGGGUGCGCAAGUUCACCAUCCAACAUGGCGUCACUGUCAAGACAUCACAGGAAUUCCUAGAGUUUCGUGAGAUGUAUCUCAGUCGGUGGGGAAGUGUGCUGUCGUUACUACGGCAUUUCGAGCUGCUGCUGGCCAAGUUCUCCGUUCCGCUGGUGUUUGUGGACCCAGACAGGUUUGCCUGCCUGGCUCUUGAGUAUCAGAUGGAAGAGAGACCACAACCUCCGGAGUACUUGGCGUGUUGUCUGAACUCGGAUGAUGUCUAUCAGUAUUUCUACAAUCCGAAAUUCUUGUUCAAGUCAGCACGUGGUCGCGGGCUGGCGGCAGCCAGAAUUCAGGCAACCUGGCGUAUGUACGUGGCACGGUGCCAGUGGAGAGAGUAUCGUCGCCGCAAGUGGGCAGCCGGUGUCUUCUGCAUGGCGUGGAUGCUGAAGAUGCGGCAGAAGAAGAAGUUGAAAGACCGACUGUCUGCACAGGAACAUAUUCUGGAGGAGUACUAUAAGAGACAAACUAAACUGCGUGAGAAAUGGGACUCCCUGCAGACACGCUUUCACAAGGUCGUUCACAUACCAAGUCUGGGAUACUCACACGACUUGAGACAGACGAUGAACGAGUUCAACCUUGCGCAGAAUCUGCAGAUCGGGAGGCUGGCCGAAGUAGCAGAGCGUAACAUUGAAGUUAUCUACCUGUCACCCAUGGACGUUGACCAGAAUAUGAAGGACUAUAGCAUGAACAUACUGAAAGCCGCCACACUGUUUGAGGAACACCUUAUCAAGCAGUACGAUCCAGAUACUGACCCUACGAAUACGCAGCAAUCUGAAGAAGAUAGAAACGCACAGCAGAACGGAGACGAAAAUGACUCAACCCCCAGACAAUCGGAAUCGUCAGAGACGACCGACGUGCACGGGGAGACCAACCAGGACGACGGCGACGAAAACGAUGAGCAGGAAGAGGAGAGGAAGCCCGUCAAGCGGCACAAGCCCGGGCCGGCAGAUGCCAUGUUUCACUUUGCGCGCGACGAGAUCACCCGACCGCCACCCAGCGUAACCGAUACUAUAGCUACCGUUCCAGCGACCACCGGACUAUUCAAGUCGGUUGAAACGCGGAUAAGAUCGACUGUAGAUGAAGAUGAGAAAUCUGACGAUAGCAGUUUAGGGCCUUGGGACUUCGUUCAGCCCACGGUGAAGACGAAGUCGGAUCGCAACCUCAUGCAGAAAACCUGGGAUCGCUUCAGCGUCAUUGUGCCCAGCAAUCUGAAAGCUUUCGAGAUGAACAACUUCCCCCUCAGCAUGUCCGUCAUGUACAGUGCUUUCACUAUGCGAAGGCUGCAAUUGCUCACGGGCAGUUUUGAGGCAUAUAUUGUGCCGGGUGUGCCGUGUAUGGCUGAUGUUCAUCUGUCUGAAGUUCUAAAGUUGCCGGUGCUGGCUCCGGAACCGUCGAUGGUACUCCAGUACAACUCCAAGUCCGGCGGCAGAACGCUCUUUGAAUACGCCAGCGUUGCCGUUGCCCCUGGCGACAAGAACAUCUACACGGAACAUCAGCUUGCGAAAUCUCUUGCGAGACUGGUUGUACAGAACCCGUUUGUCACUCGCUGGCUUGUCAAAAUCAAUGACGAAGUGCAGGCUAGAGGCAUAGCAUAUCUGGAUCUCCCGGGUAACCUGCCCAGCUAUGCAUGGCUAGUGCAAGAGGCGCGGCGUUUUGGUGACAAGUGGAGCAGACCGUGGGCUCAGGAGCAAGCCUUGAACCGUCUUGACAUGGAGGUGUCAGAUCUGCUGUCUCUGCAUCUCAAGCCGGUUAGCCAGGCAAUCUAUCCUGAUUUCAACUCCUUCAUCGCGGCACUCUCCGUCCGAGGUGGCGUCAUCGAAGCCACUCCCACGUCGUCCACUGUAACCACGGUCACGGCAGACAUGUUGCUAACGCCGACGGGCCUGGUGGAGAUCCAUUGUACGACGGAUCAGAUCCUUUCGGCUCCGUACGUCUGCACUGGUUACAGCUUACCGCAGACGUCCAUAGCGCCGCACACGCUGUACACACUGUGUAUGUGUGUGGGCGAGGCACUGCUGCGACAGAAGGGCAUGAUGGGAUACGUCAGCGUGGACUUUGUCACGUCCGUCGACCAAGAUACGGACGAGCAAGUAAUUUGGGGCACGGAUCUUAAGUUUCACUACGGCAAUAGUCUGUCCUUGUCCAAGCUAGCUAUGGCCAUGUCCGCCACGGUGUUCAACCCGCGAACUGGCUGCCUGAGACUGAAGAAACCCGCGCCAGUCAAGAGGGACGUUUUUGGCCCAACCGCCGUGGACCAGGGCAACAUCAUGCUAGUACCGAGUGACACCACGCCGAUGCGCUACGUCGUGAUGAGCAACUUGCUGCGCAAUAGCAACAUGGUACUCACCCAAUACUCCGUGUUCUUUCAGAUGUGCAAGGGACAUCGCAUCGGCUACAAGGUCGAGCAAGGAACCGGUACAGUGCUACAACUCACAGACUCAGUCAAGCGUCACGCAAUGGGCAUGAUCUGUAUUGACGAGACACUGCCGGGUGCACUGAAGAUGUUCACCAGCAACCUCAGCACUAUACACCAGGAGAUUGCGCCUCGCGGCCGAGACGGUCGCCAGAACUUCACUGCCAUGAUCAAUGCACUGGAAGCUAUCAUCAGCGAGACUGAUGCAAAUGAGGCAGAGGAACACGGAGCAGAGGAACACGACUAGACACAACGAGCAGACAAGUGUGCCUAGAGCAAUGUGUCGGCAAUCCUCGUGGACACACUUCCGUUGUCGGUUUUUUUUCUCCAAGAUUUCGGAUGUUUAAAGUAGCCAAGAGCAUUCUGAAGACAUUGUAAUAUCCGUGUAUGCGUUGCCUUGACGACUGCAUUGUGUUCCCUGUGUACCCGUAGUCCCCUGCUGUAUAUAGCAUUGUCCAGCUAUAUGUGUGUACUGCGUAUUCUCCAUCCCACAUGGACAGCUCUGUAUUCUACACAUGCAGCUGCCUUGAUACGCUUGAUUGCAAGACCAGGACCACUUAGAGUUAGAGUAUCAGUUUGUUGACUCGGGCCAAUUCUCCUGUACAUGUACUUCUCCAUGGA
This is a messenger RNA of Sycon ciliatum, 4487 nucleotides long. Its product is annotated as IQ domain-containing protein H-like. Gene Ontology annotation, molecular function: protein binding. The transcript is spliced from 35 exons. The record is from RefSeq and is a predicted model, not a curated record. The coding region runs from base 259 to 4113 and encodes 1284 amino acids. Lineage: Eukaryota; Metazoa; Porifera; Calcarea; Leucosolenida; Sycettidae.